Schistocerca americana (American grasshopper) is the source of this 1175-nucleotide messenger RNA. RefSeq names its product ankyrin-3-like. NCBI's taxonomy places the organism in Eukaryota, Metazoa, Arthropoda, Insecta, Orthoptera, Acrididae. Gene Ontology annotation, molecular function: transcription cis-regulatory region binding; protein binding. The transcript has a single exon. Gene Ontology annotation, biological process: positive regulation of transcription by RNA polymerase II. The record is from RefSeq and is a predicted model, not a curated record. The coding region runs from base 1 to 1083 and encodes 360 amino acids. Gene Ontology annotation, cellular component: nucleus.
AUGUGGACACCACUGCAUAGCGCAGCUUACGUGGGUAGUGUGGACGUCAUAAAGAUUCUUACCGCCAGGGGCGCUCAAGUGGAUGCGAGGACACGCAAACGGGCUACACCCCUGCAUUUCGCAGCAGAUUACUGGCGUGUCGAAGUAGUUAAAUAUCUUUUGGCAAAAGGAUCCGAAGUUAAUGCAGCUGAUCGCAGAAACUGGACGCCACUUCACUUCGCAGCAGAUGAGGGUUCCAACGAAGUCCCUCUUACGUUGUCCGGACACUUGUGUGCAAGUGCGCAGGAUUCCAAACUGAAUACCGUGAAAGUUCUCAUUGAAAGCGGAGCAGAUGUAAAUGCAAAGGGUAGCAGAGGUGAAACCGCAUUGUACCUAGCUGUGAAGUACGGCGAUCCAGUAGUAGCUAGAUGCUUAUUAGAGAAUGGUGCAUAUUAUGAUGUGACAACCAAACACUACUUUCGUAUCACGACUGUUUCGCAGAUUGCCGCGAUUAAAGGGAACAAGGAUGUAAAUGCUUUAUUGCUUGCUGCCGAAAACCUGUUCGAGGCCGUGAGAAAAGUCAAGUGUGCUGAAAUUGAAAAAUGUAUUCAGGAAGGAGCACCAGUCAACAGCAGAAGCGUCAAGUACGAAACACCACUUACGUAUGCGUCUUGGAAAGGACACUUAGCCGUUGUUAAUGUUUUGCUUAAAAAUGGGGCAGCUGUUAAUUUGAGCAACAGCAAUGGUAAUACUCCUCUACAUUAUGCAGCGAAAUUUGGGCAUCACGAAAUAUUGUGCGUCUUAUUGCAACAUGGUGCAGUGUACAAUGCAAGCACCAAAACUGGCAAAAAAACGCCGUUACAUUUCGCCCAACAAAGUGGAAGAAAAGAAGUUAAAGAGACUCUAAAACUGAUUGAACGUAUGUUUAUUAGAAUCAGGAGAAAGGAUAAGAAAGUGCUAAAAGAGCUGAGUGAACUGAAGAACAUAAAAUGUGCAGAAUAUCAUGCCAUAAAAAAUUGCAAAAAUGUACAUCAAGAAACUCUGACACAGAUAGCUUCAGAAAAUCGAUUUUACGAUGUAUGUAAAUUGUUUUCUGAUGUGUAGUAGAGUACUCGGUUAUUGCUCAGUGAAUGGUUUGACAAAAGUAGGUAAAAGUUAUGUAACAUUAUAAUGAUUUUGUGAAUUUUUUUUACACU